GAUUUGUUGGAUGGAAAUGUUUGAUAAUAUUUUUAAUGUUACUCAUUCAGGAAACAGUGUUAGUUGCAGGCCAAGCAUACUUCUUGGGAUUAACAAUACAUUAUUUGGACAGCACACAGGAAUUCAGUCCAUACAAUAUUUAUGUAGCACUUGUAGGAUUUUUUGUCAUAACUGCGAUUUAUGUGUUUACAUAUACCACAAGUUACUUUAUGACAGAAUUAUAUGGAAUGAAAUUAAAAGUAGCUUUUUGCAGUGUUAUAUAUAAGAAAGCAAUUAAGUUAAGUUCCUCCUCUCUAGAGAAAUCUAAUAUAGGACAAAUGGUGAAUCUUCUAGCAACUGACGUCAGCAAAUUUCAUAAUAAAAUAAACAGCAUUCCAUAUUUAUUUACAAAUCCUUUUUUCAUCAUUGUUACAAUAGCGAUGUUGUGGAAAUAUUAUGGGUGGACUAUUUUAGUCGGAUUCUUGGCCAUAUUUCUCUUCAUUCCGAUACAAAUUGCUUUCAGUAAACUAUAUUCAAAACUAAGAUUACAAGCAGCUAUAUUGGGCGACAAAAGAUUAAACCUGUUGAACGAGAUGAUUGCUGAUAUGAGAUUAAUCAAGAUGUACACCUGGGAAUUGCCAUAUGCUGCAUUAAUAGAGAAAAUCAGAAAGAACGAAAUGAAAAAAGUUCGGAUGUUUUUAUGUGCAAGGGAAUUAUUACAAAUAUUGGGAUAUCCUAUAUCAAAAUUAUGUAUUUCCCUCACAUACAUUGCAUUCUUUUUAAAUGGAGGUCAAUUAAAUGCCGAAAUCAUAUUUGUCACUAUGGCAUUUUUCUUUUACAUAUUCCACAAAAUAUUUAUUCUAUGUUCUACAGCAGUGAAUUUAGUGGCAGAAAUUUUUGUUUCAUUGAAAAGAUUUCAGGAUUUUCUCCUUCUUCAAGAAAAAGACAGCAAUGCAGUCACAAUUGCAACCGAAGCAGCAAAUUUAACCAAAUGUGGAAUAUGGAUGAAGAAUGUAACAGCUGUAUGGAAAAAAGAGACUGAGCCAACAUUGAAUGAUAUUUCCUUAAGCAUAAAAACUGGAGAAUUGUUAACUGUUAUAGGUCCUGUUGGAUCAGGAAAGACGUCUCUAUUAAUGUCGAUGUUGGGAGAGAUUCCAAUAACUUCUGGUAAAGUGUCGGUGAAAGGAAAGAUCGCUUACGCUUCACAAGAAGCUUGGGUAUUCAAUGAAACAAUCAAAGAAAAUAUCUUGUUCGGAGAAGAAUAUCAAGAAGACAAAUAUAGAAAAAUUUUGCAUAUAACGGCCUUGGAAAAGGAUAUAAGCUUAUUUCCUAAAAAAGAUCUGACUAUUGUAGGAGAAAGAGGAGUGAUUAUGAGCGGUGGACAAAAGGCAAGAAUUAAUCUAGCAAGAGCACUGUAUCUAGAUGCAGAUAUUUUCCUCCUUGACGAUCCACUAAGUGCUGUUGACGUUCCAGUGGCGAAACAUAUAUUCGAAAAAUGUAUAACGGAAUAUUUGAAAGAAAAGAUUUGCAUUCUCGUUACACAUCAAAUACAAUUUUUAAACUCUGCAAGUAAAAUUCUAGUGUUGAACAAGGGAACAUGUGAAUUUAUUGGGAGUUGCAACGAAAUAAAAAAUUUUCAAAUGUUAACAGGAAUAUUAUCAGAGCAGGAAAUAGUUAAAAAUAGCAUUGAAGUAGACACUGCACUUUUUAAAGAAGAUGAAAUAAUUGAAACUAUUCAUUCCACAAUGUCUGAUGAUAUCGAAGAUAAGAACAACAGCAAUGAGGGAUGUUCUCUUAUUUGUGGCAUAUGUGUCCUUCAAGCAAUCCUCUAUCCUUACAUACUCAUACUGACAUCUUUCCUUUCAAUGAUAUUCUAUGCUUUUUGGACAUUGUUCAGCCGAGUGUUGAAAAGCCUAAAACAUAUAGAAGGGAAAUCGAGAAGUCCAGUAUUUUCUCAUCUGAGUGUAUCUCUUUACGGACUUACAACCAUUAGGGCAUUCCACGCUGAAAAUAAAUUCAAGUCUUUGUUUAAUAAGUAUCAGGAUAAGCACACUGCAACUUGGUUCCUUUUCGUGGGUUUAAAUCGAUGGAUGUCCUUAUACGGUCAAAUCGUAUGUUACAUAAACUUAAUUAUAACUGUUACUAUUUUCACCGUUUCAAUUGAUGCAGAAGAUGCAGGAAGCCAAAUUGGACUUGUUAUCAAUCAUGGAAUAUUAAUAUUUUUGUAUUUUCAAAACAUCAUCAGGAACACAUCUGAUGUGGAAUUUCAGAUGAAUUCUGUUAAACGCAUACUGAACUACAGCAAAUUAAAAUCAGAGGCAUCAUACGAAAGUUUGCCUAAUAAACGGCCACCCUCAAACUGGCCACAAAGAGGAGAAAUUCAUUUCGAUAAUGUUUCUUUAAAAUAUUCCAAAGAUAAAAAUAUUGUUUUAAACAACUUGACCUUUCGUAUUCGCUCGGGAGAAAAGAUAGGAAUUGUCGGGAGAACAGGAGCAGGAAAAGAUCCAAUGUUAUUUACCGGUCCUCUUCGCAGGAACAUCGAUCCUUUUAAUGAAUAUUCGGAAGAUCAGCUAUGGCAGGCAUUAGAACAGGUACAAUUAAAAGAAGUUAUCAAUAAAUUGCCCGGGGGAUUGGAUACACAUUUAUCAGAAGGAGGGCGAAAUUUCAGCGUGGGAGAAAGACAAUUAAUUUGUCUUGCCAGAACGAUUCUUCGCCGGAAUAAAAUUCUCGUCAUGGACGAAGCGACAUCCAAUAUAGAUAAAAGCACCGAUUCCCGUAUUCAAAAAGUAAUUCGAGAAAAGUUCAAAUCUUGUACAGUGCUGACAAUAGCCCAUAGAUUACACACAGUCAUCGAUUCUGAUAGAGUUCUGGUAAUAGACACAGGAAGACUACAAGAAUUCGACUCGCCGUAUGCAUUACUCAAGAACGUAAAUGGUACUUUUUAUAAUUUGAUAAAGAACACGGGAGUAACUUCAAUGAAUGAGUUAUACAAAAUUGCAAAAAAUAGAUAUUAUCUUAAAGAAAGUACAGAAAUUACUAAAUUAUAAAACAAUGGAUUGUCUUCGACAUUCACCUAUCUUUUGUAUAUUCGUGUUAAGAUUUUUGUUUAAAAUUCUGUUUCUAGAAAUAUCUCUCACUACUACUAUUUACUCGUACGUAAAACAUAGAAUUGUUAAAAGCUUAAUAGUAGUUGUUUGUACUUCUGUUAGAUUUUUGCUCUUUAUAUUAAUCAUGAAAUAUAAGUACAUAUAAAUUAUAAAUUACUUAUUAUGUAGUUAAUGCCUAUUGUAAUAAUAAAAGCUAGUAUACUUGGCACGAAAUGGCACCUAUGACUGCAGUUGUUACUAUGUUUUAUCAAUGUAAUUCACCUAUUAUAAGCAAUCAUUAAUAAAAUCUAGU
Messenger RNA from Centruroides sculpturatus (bark scorpion), 3378 nucleotides. RefSeq names its product multidrug resistance-associated protein 4-like. Lineage: Eukaryota; Metazoa; Arthropoda; Arachnida; Scorpiones; Buthidae. The coding region runs from base 36 to 3026 and encodes 996 amino acids. The transcript has 22 exons. Gene Ontology annotation, molecular function: ATP binding; ATP hydrolysis activity; ABC-type transporter activity. The record is from RefSeq and is a predicted model, not a curated record. Gene Ontology annotation, cellular component: membrane. Gene Ontology annotation, biological process: transmembrane transport.